Molecule: messenger RNA, 3930 nt
Organism: Cladocopium goreaui
Lineage: Eukaryota; Dinophyceae; Suessiales; Symbiodiniaceae
Source: the annotation of a GenBank genome assembly
AUGGCGGCCUAUCGCCAGUUGCAUACGCGUGGUCACGUGGCGGUGCGACAGAGGUUGCUUCACGCCUCGCGAAACAAUGCCACGGUCUGGUACUUCGAAGUCCAUCUGGGUGGCAGUAGCUUGGAACAGGCAGCGCAACAGCUACCACCUGGAAGGCCACAUUUGAGGGCUGCGCGGCAGCUGCUGUGCCAGCGCCUCAACGUCGCCGGCGCUUCUCUGGCCUGGCCCAGGCCCGGGCUGCUUGGGGUUCACCUUCUAGUGCAAGAAGAUUCGCCAGAGACUCCUGCAGGUUCUACCUGGUCACAUUGGCUUGUGCGCAGCCACUUGAGGGGCGACCUGGCCGACGCGGCGAAAGCCCUGCUGCGCACCGCACCGAAGGGUUUCGAUACCUUGGAAGUGGAGAAUGUCACGGCUCCUUCACCUGUCAAGGACUUUUGGGUGGACGCAAGCGAGGAAGUUCUGGACUUGGGAUUGGAACUCACUGGAGCCAGCCUGCAGGAGGCAUCGAUAUCGAAGUCUGUGACGAAUGGAUUCAUUUGGAACCACGGACUUCAAGCGCGCGGGGGUGACCUUUUGCUGUGGAUCGAUGGACGGCCGAGCACGGAGAUGUCUCCUGAAGAGUUGGCCGCGGAAUUGCCGCUUGGGAUAGUUUCGGCGGAAUGGCCCAAGGUGCUCUUGCUGCUGGCCUUGAUGUUGUUGUCGCCGUGGACCAAAAUGAGCACAUGGCAUCAGUUUUUCCGGACCGAAGAUCGACUUCAGCUGUUAGCUGCCCAGGGUCACUUGAUGGCCGAUGAUGAAAUGCGUUUUCACCUUCAUGCCCUGACGCUGAUGCAUAGGGAUCACCAGCUCCGACAUGCCAAGUCGGUUACUGAGGCCGCACCACAGGUUCAGCCUCCACCUGUUCAUAUCACUAGGGACCAACGAAUUGACCUCAUCAAUGAACGUGGAUUGGCCAUGGCGGAUGAUGAGGUCGAAGAGAUCAUUGGAGUCAUCACUGAUUUUUUGGAUUUUCGUACCUUUGCCAUUCAUCGUAUCCCAGGUUCAGUGCCUCAGCAUGAGGUUGUGCAGAGAAACGAUUCGUCCCAUGCCGCCAGCAGUGCUCAGUUGCCUACUGAAAGAGGGGAAUCCGGGCCUGUUUUGUCCGAAGUGCCGAGCAUAUCUCCUGUUUCACCGGAUGAGAAUGAACGUCAGACCCGUCUUCUUCAGGCACAGCCAAGUGACCGAAGUUUUUUGGUGAUCCCUCCGUUGUCCAUUGUGCAAUGGCUGGAUGGUCAGGAUGAUCAGCUUCGCACAUGGAUUGACCAACACAGGUCUCUUGACGACUUGUACACCAGAUGUUGGGCCAUGAAAACAGCUUUUGCCGAUGCUCUCCGCAAUGGCAUGGGUAUGACUUUUGUUGAGAUGUCCUAUCACCUUGAGUCGCUGUCUAGAGAUUGCCGGUCCCCUUUGGUUUGUCUCAUUUCUGAUGGUAAUGGCUCCUGCUUGAGUGAUGCACUGCACCGCUUUGUCUCCAGCCCCUUCCAAACUUGUGCUGGCGCCAUUUUAGGUGAUUUUCACAAAGACGGCAACAGUGUGACUUUGAUCAUUGAAGAGGGUGUGGUCAGUCCCAUGGUCAUUGGUGGCCAUCCGGUUCAUGCCCAGUUUUUGCCUGUUAGCUUCGCGCAGUCUUGUGGAGUUUUCACAUGGAAUGUGCUUGCCAUUUCUGUUGCCCGGUUUUGUGUUUCUGGUGGUGUCUCCGCUGUUCGUCAGUGGCUGUUUGAGAGGUGUCCUGCUUCCGUCUUGGCACGCAGUCGAGGGCCUGUUGGAUUUGUUCCUCAGGGUCAACUCCAGAAAAAUUUGUGCAGUGAACUUGCCAAACACGGUGUCCCGGCCGAAGUGCUUGAAGAAAGAGCCAAAACCGCAAUUAAAACCUUAGGCAGCGAGCAAAUCAUUGCCGCCUUGAAUCACCGUCAACCAUGGCGCCAAUUGAAGAUGUUGGGGAACAACUCAAAGUUCCAGUUCGUGUUGCCCAGCGAGCUCAUGACAGCAGUUGAAUCCAACAAAGGACGCCCCGUGCCUCAGAAUGCUUUUGGCAGGGCGCGUACGAAGGUUGUUCACGCUGAGCACGAUUGUCUGUGGCUUGAGGAUGUCUCCGAUGUUGCCAUAGGCGCGGUUCACUUAUUCACAGAUGGUAGUUGCUUCGCACAGCAUGAUGUUCAGCUACGUUUUGCUGCUUGGGCGGUGAUCCAAGCAUCUUGUGAUGGAGUGACUGAUUACACUGGCAGCCGUAUUUUGGGUUCUGGUCCUCUACCCGGACUGUUACAGAGCUCGGUGCGGGCUGAAUUUUUUGCGAUCAUGAUAGCUCUGCAAAUUACUGCUGACCAUGACGGUUGCGUGUUUUUGUGGACAGACUGUGAAGCAGUUGUGAAAAGGUUGCGACGGCUCAUUUCUGGAUCACAUGUCCGAGUGAAUAGCGCUCAUGCUGAUUUAUGGCAUCGCAUUGAAGAGGCUUUGGAUGGACGUCGGCAUAAGGUCGUCAUCACAAGGGUUGCGGCACAUCAGUGCCCUGAUGAGGCUCCAUCCUUUUUCGCUGAGUGGUGCUUUCGCCAUAACGGCUUAGCCGAUAAGCAGGCUGUGCGGGCUAAUUUCCAGCGGGGUGAGGAAUUUUGGGAUUUGCAACGGCGACAUAGCCAGGCAACCGCCAGUGUUGAGUUCUUCAACCGUACAGUUCAACGGGUGUUAUUGCGGAUUAGCCAGGAAGUAGUCCGUCAAGAAGUCACUUGUUUAUCUGAACUCCCAGGUGUGCCUCAGGAACCUUCUGUGCCUUUACAGCCAUGGCGACAGCUUCCUGCGGUGUCUAUCCCUGCUGCUGCCACUCGGUGGUAUGGUGACUCCAUGGUUCGACUAUUAGCUAGUUGGUUUUGGCACACUUUGACUGACUGUGCUGCACCUGUUGUGUGGGUCUCACAUUUCCAGCUUUACACUGACUUCAUGUUGUCCACUGGUCACCCCGGGCCGGUGCAUGUUGGUCGAUGGGUGGAUGGAAAAAGUGUUUCCUGGCUGAGUUUGAGGGGUUUUUCCUUCAAGCAGCGCGCACGUUGGUUCAUCAAGGUGCUCAAAGAAACCUUGCGCCACUUGGACGUGAAGCUUCAGAUGGACUAUGGUAAGCCGUGGUCACAGAUGAUUUUGUUUCACACAGGGAUCAUUGCCUUGCCAUGGCCUGCUGCUAGGCUGUCACUGGUGGAUGACUGGCGCAGCGUCCGGCCCCUGCGACUGGGCUUCGUGUCUGGGGUGCCCAGUGGUGAAACUUCACCAUCCAACAUGGGGAUUGUUCACAGGGAUUUGAUGCGACCGGGAGCCGAGGGCGCCGUUCAAUCCCCCAUCGUGAGGUCUCCGGGGUCGAUCUCGGAUGUCAACGAGCAGGUUGAUCAGGAAAUCCAGGAGUUGCGAGGACGUCGCAAACACCUCCAGCAGCUCCAGCAGAAGCUACUGGAAGCGCAAGCGCAGUCGGGUGCAUUGCCAGGCCACGCCACCCCUGGAGCUUUGAGAGCUUUGGAUCGAGCUGGAAGUGUACCGGGAGCCACGGCUGCCAUGUCGGGACCAGGUGCUGAACCCUUGGAAGAAGCAGCAAAGGCCACAGCAGCACGUGCGCGUGAGGAGGCGGCUGCAGAGCCGUGGAAUCUCCGCAGCAAGGAGCAGCUGGUGGUGAAGGAGGCUGCCCAGGCGCGUUUGGAGGCUUCCGCGGCCCAGGAGGUGCAGCAAAAGGCAGAACCCAACAGCAGCAGCAGGAGGCAGAACCCAACAGCAGCAGCAGCAGCAGCAGCAGCAAGCAGAACCCAGCAGCAGCAGCAGCAGCAGCAGCAGCAGCACCAGCAGCAGGAGUUGGAGCGCUUGCAACAAGAGCAGAGGCGAAAAAUGGGAGGACAGUUUGGGACGAUUUUUUUUGGAUGA